ACGAAAUGGAGGCCAUGACGAAGGGGGAUCACACGACCCACCCGAAAAAUUUGGCGGACAUGGGGGGCGGCCGGUGGGGUUCAGAUGCCGGCAGGCGCGGGGGCUGGAGGGGACACCAUGGCCAGUGAGGGUGGAGGGGAGGCAGCCGACGAGGAGCAAGGGUCGACGAAAGACUCCACAUUCAGCGCAGGGAUCGGCGACGGUUAUGGGAAGAGGAAGAACAUGCGGCAACAAACCUUUGAGGUCGUCGCUGAGGUCAUGGACAAGCAUGGUGCGCUCAUGGUGAGCACAAUGGACAGCGCGAGCAAGCGGCAAUGCUCAAUGAUGUUACGUCAGUGCGAAAUCCUGGAGAGCGAAGUGGAAGUGCAGAGGAAACAUUAUGCUGCGGCGGAUGAGGCGAACAGAAUGAUGUGCAAUGCCCUUAUGGAGAUAGCAAAAGCCAUCCCCGCAGGGUCUUCAGGCAAUGUUGUUGCCGUGGCGAGGGCGAGAGAGGAGGUCCCUGUUGUGGAGCGGGAGGUGAUGCGCGGCGACAACAAGGCUGAAAGGGAGGAUGACGACCCCCUUCUAAGCCGGGUUCGGAGGGGAGGGAUGGCGAAAGAUCUGGCCGAGCGUGCCCGCCUGUGGGUAGAUGACAAAGCGUUCUGGACGAUGGGGGAGAGGCGAAGGCUAUACAACAUCGUCCGUGAAAUGCAGGAGUACUUUGUCGCCAUCGCCAGCGGGCUGCAAACGCCCACGGUGCCCAGGAGCGUCGUCAUGCCGAAAUCCUCCACGACCCUGACAAGGAUUGCAGAUCCCGCACAACUGCAGCAGGCGAUCUCUCGCGCGAUGGCAGUGGAGAAUAUUGCUCCGCGCGUCUUGCACAGAUGGGUCUUCAAGUCUGGGAACCGCCCCCGAGGAUUCAAUCUCGCUUUCCAGUACACGUUGGAGUCGGUGGCGACGGACAUUGCGCGCGUCAUGUGGUACGGCGAGGAGUGGAGCAACGUUGUGAGCGCGGCCGUUUGCGUGCACACAAUCGACCUCAACAUGGACUUGCCACUGUGGUUUGCAGGCGCGAACAUUGAGGACAGGCCGGAGGACGACGACAUGGCGGCGCACCAGUAGGCGACCGUUACAUGCAUCGCGCAUGCAUUUCGCG
Messenger RNA from Chara braunii, 1135 nucleotides. The record is from the annotation of a GenBank genome assembly. NCBI's taxonomy places the organism in Eukaryota, Viridiplantae, Streptophyta, Charophyceae, Charales, Characeae.